Messenger RNA from Aureobasidium musti, 318 nucleotides. NCBI's taxonomy places the organism in Eukaryota, Fungi, Ascomycota, Dothideomycetes, Dothideales, Saccotheciaceae. The record is from the annotation of a GenBank genome assembly.
AUGUCCAACUACUCCUCCCGACAAUCCCUCGCGCCCACCUCAUCACGCAACAACCCCUCCUCCAACCAAACCUCUCGCCUCUCCACCAUCCCCACACAAGCAUCCAAACAGCGUCAACUCUCACACUUGAACUCCCAACUCGCGCAGUUGACAGCACACAUGUCCGAUCUCGAGAACCUGCUGAGGAUGACUGCCGUACAAGCUGAAGGAAUGAGAGGGUUGGGAGGCUAUGCAGGUGGUAUGUUUAUGGCUGCUAGUAAGGUGUUGGGGGAAGAGGCUGUCAAGAAUGAGGCCAAGGAGGAGAGGCAGGGGAGAUGA